AUGCACCUUUAUGCUGUCACCCGUGUUUCCUUGUGAGAACAUUUCCUUCACAGGCUCACGCAAUGCGCUUGAAUCAUUCUCCGAUGGAUCAAUCAGAGAAGGAGACACCCUAGAUAAUAGCAAGUUUUAUCAUAUCAUGGGUGGGGUUCUCGGCAGGCUAAAAACGAUAUCCGUCAUAUGCGGAUAGACACAAAUACCAAAGGUCAAGUCGGUACUGCUUUCCGUGUUUACAAACAAACAUGGCGUCGCCUUGCCAUUCGACGAUCGAUUCAGAAUUAACCAUCGUCAGUCUGGAAAAAGACCUGCUGGGGUAUUAAAACAACAGUUUAAUAUUCUGAAAAUCAUUGUCCAACUGUGACGUAGCAAAGGCAUUUUACAAGUUUGGGCAAAUUGGGAGAUAUAAAUUGCGAAACAAUUUAGCGAGGACACCACUGCAGCCAAGGGGAACUGGCGAAGCUGGAAAUGAUGAGUCUCGAGCGUGCUAUGAAGGGGUUGGGUGGGAUACAUUCCCUCUUCCUCGUUAUACAGCAUGGGAUACUGGGGCCUUUUAUUGCAAUCUGCACAGCCUUUACAGCGUUGUUCAAGAUAUUCGAGUCUCUCAGUGCUGUGUUUAACAUCUUUAACGUGAUUACUGGGAAGAAAAGGCCAGGUCCAAAUACUUCACACCAUGAUCCUUCUCCAAGGGCGGAGGUAAAAGUAGUGGGAAAGACUUCCUCUGGCUAUUCGUCUUACGUCCAGACAACCGGUGUGGAUGCAGAGGCCGCGUCUGACGUGACGAAGGCGUUGCGAGGAGUUCAGAGGCUGAACACGGUGGGCAUCACAAGAGGCAGUGCAGGUACCGUUGUGACGACCGGUAUACGGAUCAGGUCGACUCAGAACAGGGCAAGAGACCGACUGUUGAGGAGGUCUGGGGCCAACACGGAACAGGCAAGAGACUGACUGUGGUAGACAUCUCGGGCCACCACAGAACAGGCAAGAGACUGACUGUGAUAGACAUCUCGGGCCAACACGGAACAGGGCAAGAGACUGACUGUGGUAGACAUCUCUGGGCCACACAGAACAGGGCAGGAGACUUACUGUGAUAGACAUCUCUGGGCCACACAGAACAGGGCAGGAGACUGACUUUGAUAGACAUCUCGGGCCAACACGGAACAGGCAAGAGACUGACUGCGGUAGACAUCUCGGGCCAACACGGAACAGGGCAAGAGACUGACUGUGGUAGACAUCUCGGGCCAACACAAAACAGAGGAAGAGACUGACUGUGAUAGACAUCUCUGGGCCACACAGAACAGGGCAGGAGACUGACUUUGAUAGACAUCUCGGGCCAACACGGAACAGGCAAGAGACUGACUGUGGUAGACAUCUCGGGCCAACACGGAACAGGGCAAGAGACUGACUGUGGUAGACAUCUCUGGGCCACACAGAACAGGGCAAGAGACUGACUUUGAUAGACAUCUCGGGCCAACACAGAACAGGGCAAGAGACUGACUGUGAUAGACAUCUCUGGGCCACACAGAACAGGGCAAGAGACUGACUUUGAUAGACAUCUCGGGCCAACACGGAACAGGGCAAGAGACUGACUGUGGUAGACAUCUCGGGCCAACACAGAACAGGGCAAGAGACUGACUGUGGUGACAUCUCGGGGCAACACAGAACAGGCAAGAGACUGACUGUGGUAGACAUCUCGGGCCAACACGGAACAGGGCAAGAGACUGACUGUGGUAGACAUCUCUGGGAAAACACGGAACAGGGCAAGAGACAGAUUGUGGUAGACAUCUCUGGGCAACACGGAACAGGGCAAGAGACAGACUGUGGUAGACAUCUCUGGGCAACACGGUACAGGGCAAGAGACAGACUGUGGUAGACAUCUCUGGGCAACACGGAACAGGGCAAGAGACUGACUGUGGUAGACAUCUCCGGGCAACACGGAACAGGGCAAGAGACUGACUGUGGUGACAUCUCGGGCCAACACAGAACAGGGCAAGAGACUGACUUUGAUAGACAUCUUCGGGUCUACACAGAACAGAGGCAAGAGACUGACUGUGGUGACAUCUCUGGGCCACACAGAACAGAGGCAAGAGACUGACUGUGGUGACAUCUCGGGCCAACACGGAACAGGGCAAGAGACUGCCUGUGGUGACAUCUCGGGCCAACACGGAACAGAGCAAGAGACUGCCUGGGGCUUCAGAGGACUGUAACGUCAGCUGUGUUUACAAGGAUUCCAACCCUAAAUGUGUGGGAGUUUGCUCAAUUUAAUAACCAAUGGGCUGCCUGGUCCAGACUCAAUUAUUUACAGCCAGUCAUAAUAUUGCUGGAAUAUUGCUGAGUGCGGCGUUCAACAACAAAGAAACAACACAAGGAUCAGUCAGUCAGUGAUGUCUGUAGCUUCACAACAAGCACAAUUGAUUUCAUCUUCUGUAUCAGUUAACAUCCACAUCAUGUAUUGGGCAUUGAUGAUAAACACUUUGUCAAAACAUCGAACUUACAGUUUGCACCUUAUUCAAGUGAAUUUUUUUUUUUCUUAGUUAAACUAUUUAAAAAAACAAUGUCAAUUACAAAUGAAUGUCACUGUUGAGGGAAUGUUGCGGUCUACAUUAGUGUCUGAAUAUUGUUUUAAUCCACAUCAGCAACACGUUAACUAAUUGGAGUCCGUGUAUCAAAUAUUUUAAUGACUGUUCUACUUUACUGACACCUUGGUAUAUUAAAGUUAUAUCCUGGAAUAAACAAAUCAUACUAUU
This is a messenger RNA of Haliotis rufescens (red abalone), 2738 nucleotides long. RefSeq lists its product as uncharacterized. The transcript is spliced from 6 exons. The record is from RefSeq and is a predicted model, not a curated record. The coding region runs from base 463 to 939 and encodes 158 amino acids. Lineage: Eukaryota; Metazoa; Mollusca; Gastropoda; Lepetellida; Haliotidae.